AUGUCGUGGUGCACCAUCGAGUCUGAUCCCGGUGUUUUCACCGAGUUGAUUCAGGAGAUGCAAGUAAAAGGUGUACAGGUGGAGGAGCUUUACUCUCUCGAUGUGGACUCUCUUAGUCAACUACAGCCAGUAUAUGGGUUAAUUUUUCUCUUCAAGUGGAUGCCUGGAGGAAAUGAUGAACGGCCUGUUGUCAGCGACCCAAACCCAAACCUGUUCUUUGCUCGCCAGGUGAUCACGAAUGCAUGUGCCACUCAAGCUAUCCUCUCAAUCCUCAUGAACCGCCCAGAAAUCGACAUAGGUCCAGAGCUAUCAAACCUGAAGGAGUUCACAGGGGCUUUCGCGCCUGACAUGAAGGGCCUGGCUAUCAACAACAGCGACUCCAUCCGGGCUGCCCACAACAGCUUCGCAAGGCCAGAGCCAUUCGUCUCCGAUGAGCAGAAAGCCGCCACCAAGGACGACGAGGUCUACCACUUCAUAAGCUACAUACCAUUCGAGGGCGUUCUGUACGAGCUGGACGGGCUGAAGGAAGGGCCGAUCAGCCUGGGGCAGUACACGGGCGGGCCCCAGGACCUCGGGUGGCUGCAGAUGGUGCAGCCAGUGAUCCAGGAGAGGAUCGAGCGCUACUCACAGAGCGAGAUCAGGUUCAACCUCAUGGCCAUCAUAAAGAACAGGAAGGACGUGUACACUGCCGAGCUGAAGGAGCUGGAGAAGAAGAGGGAGCAGAUCCUGCAGGAGCUGAGCAACGAGGCCACAGCCGCCGCAGAAAAGGAGCCCCUGAACGGCGCGCUGGCGGAGGUGGCGUUGGCGGUGGAGGCCGUGGGCGAGAAGAUCGCGAUGGAGGAGGACAAGUUCAGGAAGUGGAAGACGGAGAACGUCCGGAGGAAGCACAACUACAUCCCGUUCCUGUUCAACCUCCUCAAGGCGCUGGCGGAGAAGAAGCAGCUGACGCCGCUCGUCGAGAAGGCCAGGCAGCAGAAGGCCCCCGCCGCUGCCGGCGCCGCCGGCGCCAGCACGAGCUGA
This is a messenger RNA of Triticum turgidum subsp. durum (durum wheat), 1020 nucleotides long. Lineage: Eukaryota; Viridiplantae; Streptophyta; Magnoliopsida; Poales; Poaceae. The record is from the annotation of a GenBank genome assembly.